Molecule: messenger RNA, 1903 nt
Organism: Raphanus sativus (radish)
Lineage: Eukaryota; Viridiplantae; Streptophyta; Magnoliopsida; Brassicales; Brassicaceae
Product: glutathione gamma-glutamylcysteinyltransferase 1
Exons: 9
Coding region: 175-1632 (485 amino acids)
Biological process (GO): cellular detoxification of cadmium ion; detoxification of copper ion; response to metal ion
Molecular function (GO): glutathione gamma-glutamylcysteinyltransferase activity; metal ion binding
Source: RefSeq, a predicted model, not a curated record
ACAAAAAUCAACGCCUUCUUCACAUAUUCAAAUCUCAUCAUCAAACCGAAAGUUAAAGGUUCCGCAAAGUUAUUCGCUCCUCCUCCUACUUUUCCGAAUCUUCCAGCGCGAUCUCUGUCAGUUUCUCCAAGUAUAUAUUCUAAUUAUUAUUAUCCCUCCAAGAAACCUGUCGUAAUGGCUAUGGCGAGUCUCUACCGGCGAUCUCUUCCUUCUCCUCCGGCCAUUGACUUUUCUUCCGCCGAAGGCAAGAAAAUAUUCAAUGAAGCGCUUCAGAAAGGAACAAUGGAAGGAUUUUUCAGGUUGAUAUCUUAUUUCCAGACGCAGUCUGAACCUGCUUAUUGUGGCUUAGCCAGCCUUUCUGUCGUCUUGAAUGCUCUUUCUAUUGAUCCUGGACGUAAAUGGAAAGGGCCUUGGAGGUGGUUUGAUGAAUCGAUGCUGGACUGCUGCGAGCCACUUGAAGUAGUCAAGGAAAAAGGCAUUUCAUUUGGGAAAGUUGUCUGCUUGGCUCACUGUUCUGGAGCCAAAGUGGAGGCUUUCCGCACUAAUCAGACCACCAUUGAUGAUUUCCGCAAGUUUGUGAUGAAAUGCUCCACCUCUGAGAAUUGCCAUAUCAUCUCAACAUAUCACAGAGGGGUGUUUAAGCAGACUGGGUCUGGUCAUUUUUCACCUAUAGGUGGCUAUAAUGCUGAAAGAGAUAUGGCUUUGAUUCUUGAUGUUGCACGUUUCAAGUAUCCUCCUCAUUGGGUUCCUAUUAAACUUCUUUGGGAAGCCAUGGACAGCAUUGAUGAUUCUACAGGAAAACGUAGAGGGUUCAUGCUCAUAUCUAGACCCCACAGAGAACCAGGAUUGCUCUAUACUCUGUCUUGCAAAGAUGAGAGCUGGAUCAGCAUAGCCAAGUAUUUAAAGGAAGAUGUUCCUCGUCUUGUGAGUUCACAGCAUGUAGAUAGUGUUGAAAAAAUCUUAUCAGUUGUGUUCAAGUCACUUCCGUCAAACUUCAACACAUUCAUCAGAUGGGUGGCUGAGAUCAGAAUAGCUGAGGACACAAAACAAAACCUCAGCGCUGAGGAGAAAUCAAGGCUCAACUUAAAGCAAGUGGUGCUGAAAGAAGUGCAUGAAACUGAACUGUUCAAACACAUCAGUAAGUUCUUAUCCACAGUGGGUUACGAAGACAGUCUGACAUAUGCGGCUGCAAAGGCUUGUUGCCAAGGUGCUGAAAUCUUGACCGGAUGCUCAUCAAAAGAGUUUUGUUGUCGGGAAACUUGUGUCACUUGUGUCAAAGGUCCUGGCGAGGCAGCAGGCACCGUUGUGACUGGAGUUGUGGUGCGUGACGGGAGCGAACAAAAUGUUGAUCUGCUGGUGCCAUCAACCCAAACUGACUGUGAAUGUGGUCCAGAGGCAAAUUAUCCUGCAGGAAACGAUGUGUUCACUGUACUUCUGUUGGCAUUACCUCCACAGACAUGGUCAGGGGUCAAAGACCAAGCUCUUAUGCAAGAAAUGAAGCAGCUCAUUUCCAUGGCUUCCCUCCCAACUAUGCUUCAAGAAGAGGUAUUGCAUCUUAGACGCCAACUUCAGCUGCUAAAAAGAUGCCAAGAGAACAAGGAGGAAGAGGAUUUUGCUGCACCUGCCUUUUGAUUCAGCUACCCAAAUCUAAAGUUUCUCUCUUCUUCACCAUUUGAAUCCCAGUUUCUCAAACCUAAAAUACCCUAUAAUUAAUUAUUAGAGUGUCUUUUAUUCUAUUUAUGAUGCCAGCUCUAUGUUUAGCAUAUGAUGCAUUAUAUCUUUACUACUACGUUAAUAAACCUCAUUCUGUGUCACAAACUAUUACAUUGGAGGAUGUAUAAAACUUGAGAUCAACAAACGUCGCACAUGGUUUGCAAAUAAUCAAAGGCUUACCAACGUUGCU